Salvelinus namaycush (lake trout) is the source of this 2816-nucleotide messenger RNA. Its product is annotated as cerebellar degeneration-related protein 2-like. The record is from RefSeq and is a predicted model, not a curated record. The transcript has 5 exons. Bases 117 to 1589 code for a protein of 490 amino acids. Lineage: Eukaryota; Metazoa; Chordata; Actinopteri; Salmoniformes; Salmonidae.
GAGGCUGCGCUGUUCGAGAUUUCGUGGUCAUACGAGGCAUGCUUUCGCUUCCGGGCGAGCGGUCAGAGAUGUUACAGAGCGCACGGUGAACAUCCACAACGAUAGACCGAGCAUCGAUGCUUCGUGCAGGCAGGAUGGAGGAGUUUGUUACCGAGGAAGAUGAGCCAUGGUACGACCAACGGGAUUUGGAGCAGGAUCUGCACCUGGCAGCUGAGCUGGGGAAGACUCUUUUGGAGCGCAACAAGGAGCUGGAGGACUCCCUACAACAGAUGUACAUCAACAAUGAGGAACAGGUGCAGGAGAUCGAGUACCUGUCCAAGCAGCUGGAGAUGCUGAGGGAGAUGAACGAGCAGCAUGCCAAGGUCUACGAGCAGCUAGACGUGACAGCCAGAGAGCUGGAGAUCACCAAUGAGAAACUGGUUAUAGAGAGCAAGGCCUCGCAGCAGAAGAUAGACAGGUUGACGGGUACCAUGGAGACACUGCAGGCUCAGGUGGAUACCAUGACAGCUCGUGUGGAGGAACUACGUACACUAGAGGAGCUGAGGGUCCACAGAGAGAAGCGGGAGCGACGCAAGACUGUCCACUCCUUCCCCUGCCUUAAAGAACUCUGCGCUGCACCAAAGUAUGAGGAUGGCUUUCUGGUGGCCAACCCCGGCAGUGUGGACCUGGUGUCUGAGCGUGAGCGCCGGCCGCUGGACGAGGAGAACGAGCGUCUAAAGGGUGUGGUCUCCUCCCUGAGGUCCGCCAUGGUGGCAGAACGGGGCCGGAGGGAGGGGGCAGAGAGGGAGUGCACAGCUGUGCUGCAGGAGUUUGAGCUUAUGGAACAACGCCUCCUGGGGGCUGAGGGCUGCCAGCUGCGAGUGCAGGAGCUGGAGGCGGAGCUACAGGAGAUGCAGCAGCUGAGGAGGUCCCGGGUCUGUCUGUUGGAUGAGGGUCUGGAGCAGACCCUGCUCAACAAUGCCCCCGAGACCGACACACCCGAGGAGGGACCGGGGCAAAAGGAGGGAGGGGAGGGGACAGGAGGGGGGCAGCAGGGAGGCCCCGUGAGGAAGAGCUGCAGCGACACGGCGCUCAACGCCAUCUCGGCCUGCGACGCCUCUGGCAGGCGACAGGGCAGCUACGCAAUCCACGCCAACGGCGUGCGCAAGCGGGGUAUGUCCAUCCUGAGGGAAGUGGACGAGCAGUACCACGCCCUGCUGGAGAAAUACGAGGAGCUGCUGGGGAAGUGCCGGCGCCACGAGGAGAGCAUAUGCCACGCGGGGGUGCAGACGUCACGCCCUGUCUCCAGAGACCCCUCCAUGAAGGACUACGGCAUGGCCACCCCCGGCCCCUCAGCCAUGGCUGCUGCACCCCCCACCCCGCCCCAGACCCCCUCCACCCCAGAGGCCCUGGAGGGCAUCAGCCGGCAGGUAGACCAGGUGGACAAGAGGCUGGGCCAGAACACCCCAGAGUACAAGGCCCUGUUCAAAGAGAUCUUCUCCCGCCUGCAGAAGACCAAGAGUGAAGUGAACUCCACCAAGGGAGUCCCAAAGGGUAGAAAGUCCCCAAGGGUAGGAAGUCCUAAGGGGAGAAAGUCCAAAGACAAAUGAGCUGCUUUCGUGAUACUACUGAACAUGACCUCUCCUGAUACUACUAAACAUGCACUGAAAACAAUGGGUACAAAAGCCACAUUUUUUUUCCAGAAUUUGUUUCUCUUUGUUUGACCGUGUUUGUUCAAAGUGGUCACUUGAUGUCUUAAUGACAGGUUACCUGUACUUCUGCACUGGGGAAAUUAUACAAUCUACUGUGGAUGAUCCCCUCUGCUGUUUUAUCCCUCUCUAGAUACUGCCACGUUUUAUCCAUCUCUCUGGAUACAGCCACAUUUCACCCAUCCCAAUAUGAAUGAAUUGUACAUCUGAUGACAUUCAUCAUCUGGGUAGAUGAAAUGCCUUGAUUCUUGACAACGUAGUCGUGCACCCUGUCUUUGGUCAAGACAAUCCAGUACAAUGUUUAAAUGACUGAGCGUGUAUACUGAGACUGCAUUAAUUCUAUUUAAAAUGUAUAAAUAAUUGCUAUUUAAUGUUUUUGAUGACUGACAAUGAAUAACAUGUGCAGAGCUGUUCAUAAACAAUCUAGUUAAAUAUUCCUAAUCUCAAUUAAUAACACUGUUGCCUUAACAUAUUAGGCUUCACGUAUGCAUCAAUCCAACAUAUACAUUGGUUUUGAAAUCAGUAGGUGAAGCCAGUAGACUUCAAUUGAGGGAGUCCAUGGUACUCAAGGAUGUAGUAACUUGUUCUAAAUUAAAUACUGUAUGUAAACUGUAAAACUCAGUGUAGUGGUGAAUUUACCUUUUGUAAAAGGAUUCUCAAGAUGGAUAUGAUAAUGUUGCCAAAAUGGAGUUAGAUUGUCCAAGCUAGAGAACUGAGGAGCUCCUGAUGAUGCACUGCGUAGAACUGGAACUCUCAACCACACUUGACUAAGCUACUGUAACUGUGCUCUAAGCACCGACUCCUUGUUUUCUGGACUGCUUAUUUCAAGUACACAAGGGGCUCUAGCUGCCCUCUUAUCAGUACUUUGGUUUUUCAUUUUAAUAUUUUCCUUGUUCUCUUCUGCUCUUCAUUGUGUACAAACUUCAUGUGAUAUGGUCUUCCAUGCAUUUGUAGACGACCAUCUAAAUGUCAAACAUUGUGUUCUGGUCAAUGAGAGAGGUUGCUGGUGUGUUAGAUGGAGCAUGCAUGAUAGACGGGUAAAGAUGGUUUACAGAACGUUGUACUUUAGAGCUGGAUCAAUAACAGAAGUGUAAAAAGUAACAUGACUUUAUUGAUUAAAAAGACAGC